Messenger RNA from Sardina pilchardus (European sardine), 905 nucleotides. RefSeq lists its product as uncharacterized. The coding region runs from base 1 to 783 and encodes 260 amino acids. NCBI's taxonomy places the organism in Eukaryota, Metazoa, Chordata, Actinopteri, Clupeiformes, Clupeidae. The record is from RefSeq and is a predicted model, not a curated record. The transcript has 4 exons.
AUGAUCGUGACACAACUUUCAGUACGACAUGGGGAAGAGGAACAUGGGGCCACACAAGGCCCAUCCACCCCUGUAGUGUACAAGCUCCAGCCAAGAACCCCGGCUCCUACAACUGCAUCCGGCAUGUCUCUUAGUAUCACCAUCUCCAUAUCUUUGUUGUCUGCCUUUGUCUUGAUGAUCACUGUCCUGACCAUCCACCGACACUGUGGCAAACACACAGAGGGUGCAUACAUGUCAAAAGUCCCGAGGAAAUCAGAAACCAAAUGUGUCAUUGAUGAUAAAAACAUCAUCGAGUUGACUUCAGUCUAUCACAGCCAGCAUCUCAACACCAAUCAACCUGAUGCGCUUUACCAGUGCCUGAACCCCAACACCAACCAACCUGAUGUGCUUUACCAGAGCCUGAACCCCAACACCAAUCAACCUGAUGCACUUUACCAAAGCCUGAACCCCAACACCAAUCAACCUGAUGCACUUUACCAGAGCCUGAACCCCAACACCAACCAACCUGAUCCACUUUACCAGAGCCUGAAUUCCAACACCACUGAAUGCAAUGCACUCUACCAGACUCUGAACCCCAACACCACCCAACCUGAUGGACUUUACCAGAGCCUCCUCCCCAACACCAUCCAGUGUGAUUCACUUUACCAGAGCCUGAUCCCCAACUCCACCCAGCCCAAAGCAGUUUACCAAACCCUGGUCCACAACCCUGACCAGAGAGAUUCAACCUACCAGAGUCUGAACCCCAACAAAACCCAAUGCAACCCUAUUUAUCUAAACCAGUAGCUCUGGCAUGACGUAGCUUUCAACAGAGAAAAGCCUUUCUGGCUUGAGGGUUGUUAGCCAAGCCACUGCACAGCGCAUGGUUCACCUUGUCUUCCAUUCACCUUGGGAGUUAGGCUAGGCCC